AUGAUUGUAAGUCCCAAGAGCAUAUAAGAAGUGGGCAGAUUUUCAAGAAAUUUUUCGACAUAUUGUAAAUGGUUGUCAUGCCCAUUCUACUUCUUUUCAUCGCCUACCGCUUUGAGCAGCAUGACUGUGUGGAGGAAGAGGUUUAACUUCAAGUUCUCUCCACAAUAUAUCUGAAAAAAUAUAAGUCAAAAAUAUUCUUAAACGUUUCUUUGUGUGAACUGCAUACUGAAAAAUUGGCUGCUCUUUGUUGAUAAUUAGGUUUAAACGGCCGACAAACGACGGUCAUUUGAGGAGCUGCAAAGUUGAGAACAAAGGCAUUAAUGUUGCUUUAGUUGUAAGAAUUUUGAGGGCAUUUUACUCACGAAGCGCAAAAUAGGCUUUAGAAGUUUGCAGUUAUACUCAACAAAAUACGACAACUACGACGAGCGGUCGUCAACCAUCGAAGUUGUCUCUCGAGAAGUAAAAGAACUGAUGCGCCGAAAGAAUUAUUUGUUGUUGGCUUGAGUAGGACUACCAAAGAUAACGCUUGCUUCGUGAAUUUUUAGAAUUGGAUUUCCUUUAGCAUUCGUAUGUAGAACUGGGUAACCUUGGACGGAUUUUCUCUUUUUAGCAACCAGAUUGCGGGUCUGCGAACAUUAACUGUGUCCUAUUGCAUUUCUUUUAUUCUAAACUAACGUUACGCAAUCGACUAAAGAUAUUCCCAGCGAUACUCUGUGAAUGGACAUAGAAGAAUAUUUCAUGCUAGCCACUUCUGCAAACCGUUCGUAGUAGUAAAACGAAUACUAAUAAUCAGUGCUUUACCUCUUCUUGUGCCAACUCCUGGUACAAUCGAAUGUCGAAGAAUUAAGAAGGUUUUAAUGGACCCUUUUCUGUUCAGUGGCCUCCGUUCGUAUUUCAGUCAAUUGUAAUCAUGUUUUCGCUCUGUUUACCGUCAAUGUACACACGAUGGUUGCAAACUGAAGUUAAGGCGCAAUCUCAAACGUUAACCAUACGGAGACGCUGUCAUGAAUUAUGGGAUAGCAAAAACUGUUUAGCAAAAGACUUUGUCUGCAUAAAUUAAUAACGCUUCAAGGUCAAAAUCCCUUAUGAACGUAACCGUAUGAGCAACAUUAAACGGUUGGCGUCUUCUGUGGUAUUUUAUUCCAUUGUAGCAGAAUAGGAGGAGGUCCAUGUAAAGGUCUUAAAUUUUUGCCUGAAACCGUUUCGUUGUCUCUGUGCAACUGUUCGGCACUUUUCUCACUGAACGUAAUUGAUACGUUUGGGAGAAGCCUAUUUUUCCUAGUCUACUCUGCAAAUGCAUAAUAGAACUAUCCGGUGUCAUUUCUUACGCCCACGGUCUUUCCAGUUGGAUUAACUGACGCCCUCAUAUGGGUUAGCCAAUUAGAAGCUUCCAACAAGCCGAUCGAGCGGCUUCCACAGCGCAUCGGCGUAUUCUGAUAAAAAGGGGCUGGUUGCCCCUCUUUUUCUCCGCUCAUAGACUACAAAACAUGACCCUAACAACCUACUUCUGCUUUGUACUCAGUCUCUCCGCACUCGGUAGGUCGCCCACAAUUUAUUCCUGGCGGUGCGCCUUAAAAUUUCAGUUUGGCAUGUUUAGAACUGAAAUUUUUUGUUUCUUGCCAGCACUCAGUCAAGUCAAAGAGCUAAUAAUACAUCGCAAUCCUGGGACACGAAUCAACAAUGAGUUUUUUACUGUCGAAUUUGUUGCACGGGUAUGAUUGAUUUUAGCAGUCAGUUCUAAUUUCGGUCUCUUUUAUUUCACACUGGGCUGAAAUGUAAAUCGGCCUACAAUGACCUAAUUAAUACUCAUCCUAGAAGCGAACUUCAAAGGCUUUUUUUCAUUCCACAGGCAAUAAGGGAGGCAUGCGAUGAUACUGGCAGAGUAUGCGGUCAUAUCAGCGGUAAGACACCCUUAAGUAGUAAUAAAGCACCCCCCACCAAAUAUCCUGUCGAAUUCAUUCGCGUUUCUUUUGGCAGGUCACAGGGAGACGUUUACCAUUCCUGCGGGUACCAAAAUCUCGACCGACACAAAUUAUAUCACGGUUAACAAAUUGGAAGGCGUAGGCGCUUACAUUGAAAUAAACGGUAAGUGGUUUUGUGUUUAGCCUAAUACUGUUUGAUGCAAAUAACUGACCGUCGUAAACUUUAUUUUUGUAGAUAAUCCUCCACUUGAUGGAGUUACGUCACUUGGUCGGUUGGACGUGGUCAACGGUGAAGUCGUGAAAAACAGAGUGUUCACGGCCCAAUUCCUCGUAACGGUGAGUAUAUCUGCCUAUCAUAAUGCUGAUAACUAAACAUUAAUUGCCAUAAAUGCAAGUCGCUUCACUGCUUAUUUAGGGCACCAAUCCACAACUUCCAUUGGCAUCUUUUAAAAGUAAGCAAAGUAAACUGCUUAUUUAGCCGAUUUAUACUUGUUUUGUAGUUGAUUCUGUCGGUAAAAAUCGGAUAUUUUUGAGAAUCCCUGAUUGGUAGGCACGAUUACUAUAAAUGAAAGUGAAACUCUUGUGUUGGCCUUGCGGAGAAAAAAAUUUAAUUUUGACAUCCAGGCCCCGCCUUAAAACGUUACUUACUUUUGCGUCUAAUGAAGUACCUCCUAGCAUAUUGCUCCGUCGCUGAAUAUACACCUUUAUUCAAAGAAAAAGCAGUUGUUUACCGUUAUUAUAAUUGCGUUACAUGUUCAGUGACUACCAUAUUAAAAUAUGUAGUCUUAGUAGUAAGAAUAGGUUAUGCUUAUAACUCGCCAGUGAUUCGUUUCCAUGCCCGCAUUUCACAUUUGGGAUAAUAAGACAUUUCAGCCGACCGAAACGUAUUAAGUUAGGACACAGGCCUAAAAGACAUAGUGAUAGCUUUAGCUUUGCCAUCAUCCUAAGUAUCGUCCUGUUUUCCAGCUAAUGCUGAUUGUCUUUUGACUUGGUACAUGUAAUUAAUAUUAAAUAGUAAUUUUAGUAAAUGGACCAUCAGGAGAUGACCAUACAGUGGCAGGUUCUAGUCUAUAUGGCGCAGUCAGUGAUCGAUCACAUGAAAUGACGACCGAAAUUUUGAAACGCAUAGUCGAUUAAGAAGGAUUAUCAAAGUGGUGUUGUAAUACCCGUCAUCUUACGGCAGUAACAUUUUAAGCACACCAGUGUGGUGUAUAAAUUUAUUUCUUUCCGGCCGCCUGAAGAAACCAAAUCCUUUAAAAAACUACUGCUCAAUUAAUGGGCAUUUUUUAUUGCUUUUUGAUACUCCUAACAUUUCAAAAAUACAGUAGAUGUGCUAACUCAUGAAAUGUCAACCAAAAUUUCGAAAUGCGUUCUGGUUUCGAAAAGAUAAAUUAAGUAGUGUUGUAAAACUAAUCAUGAUGCAGCACAAAUCUAUAAUGAUCCAGUUACCUCAGGGUGUCGGCUUUCGAAAGAACUUAUUUCCGACUACAUGCAAGAUCUAUACUCUGCAAAAAAGACUGCUUAUGUAGUAUGCAAUUUUCUCAUUGAUUUUCAAUGCCCUCGAAAAUUCAAUUAUAUUUCAUGAAAACAUGCAUAAAAAUGUUCAUUCUUUUACUUAUCCGGUAGAAAAUCACGUCUUCUUCCAAUUUCAUACUCAAAAGAAGAGUAUAAUUCGGUUUUAAAAACGUUUCUAAUUGUGAGAUUUUUUAUUACCGUUAAAUGGCCGUUCAUGAAACGUCAUGUAUGUGCAUUUACGAAUGUGGCUUGUAAAGUUAACAAUAUUACUCAAAUCCACUGCUUAAUUUUAUGAACCUCAUAUGGCCUCCUCUUAACACCGUAGAAAAAUGCUUGGUUUUCCGUACACGAAAAAUAUACAGCUUGUAGUUUUGAAACCCUGAAUGCAAGUGUAACAGCAGGUCGGGUUCAAAAUUAUUCGGGAAUUAGAAAAGUUUUUAAAACCGAAGUAUACUCUUCUUUUUAGUAUGAAAUUGAAGUAGGACGUGAUUUUCUACUGAAUAAGUAAAAGAAUGAACAUUUUUAUGCAUGUUUUCCAUGAAAUAUAAUUGAAUUUUCAAGGGCAUCGAAAAUCAAUGAGAAAAUUGCAUACUACAUAAGCAGUCUUUUUUGCAGAGUAUAGAUCUUGCAUGUAGUCGAAAAUAAGUUCUUUCGAAAGCCGACACCCUGAGGUAACUGGAUCAUUAUAGAUUUGUGCUGCAUCAUGAUUAGUUUUACAACACUACUUAAUUUAUCUUUUCGAAACCAGAACGCAUUUCGAAAUUUUGGUUGACAUUUCAUGAGUUAGCACAUUUACUGUAUUUGCAGAAAAAACGCAAGAAAAUCUUUUUCUUGCAGUCGUUCGGUAGGAAAUCAUGUCUUCUUAAAUUUUUUUAUUUGGGGAAAGUAUAUCUUUCGGUUUUAAAAGUUUCUGAUUAUGAGAUUUUUGGAGGCUGUACAAUGUCCACUCUGGCUGCAUUGCAUUUGUCUGUCCAUAAUUGCUUCCCAUAAAUUAUGCAACGUAAUCCAUAUCAAUUGCAAAAUUCGAUGAGCCCUGUAUAGCCCCUCCGCAAGGGAAUAUAAAAAUUAAUGUUUCUGUUACGCGGGCAGUAUACAGCUAGUAAAUUGACAACCCUAAAUGUAAAUGGAGGAGCAGAUAGAUCUCAAAAUUAUUGUGGAUUCGAAAACAUUUUACAAACCCAAACCAUUCCCUUUUUAAAGAUAAGUUUGAAAAAUACCUCAUCAUCUACCAAAUGACUGAAAGAAAGAAGAUUUUUAUGCACGAUUUUUGUAAACUACAUAUAAAUGUAUAAAGGCAUCGAAAAUCAGUAAAAACUGCUCACUAUUUAGGUAGUCAUUUUUUUUACCGAGAACGACCAUUGCGGGCGGCCGAAAAGAAAAGGAUCUAAAAGCCAGCACCCUGACGUGUCUGAAAUCCCACGGAAUUAUGUCGUUAGUUGAUCAAUAUUACAAUCCCACCUUUGUAGGUGCCCUUCCUAAUCAAAGUCGCAUUUCAUUAUUUCAGUCAGCAAUUGAGGACAUCGGUCACCGACUGUAUUAUUUCUGCAUUACUGCAGGACGUGAAUAAGCAGACGCACCGAAGGACUCAGUAUAAACACUGACCCCCCCCUUAACUGAUUACAUAUAUUUUUUUCAGAUGAGACAGUGGUCCUGCUGAAUGGGCCAGUGGGCAAUGAGCGAGUCAGUUUCACGCUCGCGGAAAAAAAUGAUGGAAGCGGAGACACUUUUGUACUGACAGUCGAUCCAACCGGUGUGCCACCUGCCCAAAUCCUACAUGAUCUCGCGUCACACAGGGAUGGAAACCGAAACAAAUUUGCACGGAAUGUCCAGCUCCGCAGGGCAAUAACAAAUGGGUCAGCUGCCGCGGCCUCAAAGGACUUCUGCCUUGCCGUCCUCCUGAUAAUGUUGACGAAGCUGUUCUCCGAAAUUUAACUUUUCUGACAUGGAACCGUCAGUCUGUGCAAGUCACAUCAGAGUAAACAUGCUGGUUGCAUUUGUUACUCUUUUUUGGGAAUAAAGCAAGGCGAGUAAAGGCGUAAAGACAUUUUGGUUGGUUGGAAAUUCGCAGGCAACCACAGCCCGUAAGGAUUGAAAAACCGCAAUUCAUAGACAUGGGGUCAUCGCGAAGCGAAUUGAAAAGGCCAAUUGUAGACUACUGAAGUCAUCGCAAAGCAGUCUUGCAGAUGAAAAUUCUCCCAUUCAGACCUCGCAAGUGGCGAUAACAUACUUCUGAGGGUUGGUCUUUUGGCAGGAUCACACUCUGCGGGUGUAACAGAUCCUCCCUCUCACAAAGCACCCCUAUGGGUGUCAAAUGGUAAACGCUUUCUGUACUAGAAUUUCAGGGUUUGGGCAUCCGGUCGGUGGGACAUUUGUUAAUGAUACUGACGAUUAAUCGCUCUCGGCAGACUGGAAAAAUGAGCCCCACUGAUGAGCACUGUUCCCAACGCCAGGGUCGGUGGGUCAGAUAGUUGAACAAUCAUCACAUCAGCGUACAGCAUGCGUUUUGACGCUGCAGCGAUUAACUACGCGAAUACUGACCAUCGAACGAUCAUCAAACCAAGUGUAACAAUCCCUGACGAAGGGGGGAGCCAUGAAUUUCCAUAGGUAUGCGGUCUCAUGGCAAUUACCUCCCAUAAAUACUGCGGACCCUUGUGCGUGAACUGUCCCAAUCUGCCAUUAGCUCUGAUAAUGGGUUUGAGCAGGAAUCCGAAAAGUUGGACGAAUGAAACUCCUUCCCCUGCGAUCCUGUCUCCUUCUUCAUGAUUCCUUCCUGUGACUAUCCCCUUCGUUUCCAUUGGUAAUGUCAUUGUUUUGAUGACGAACAUUUGUAUACCGUGUUUCUGUCUGGGCUUGGGGCAUUGUUGUAACAUCAUUUGAAAAAUGUGUCUUUUAGUGAUUUACACUGUUUUCCAUCCCCAAAAAUCAAAUAUGUAAGGCUUCGCUUUUUUGUCAUAGUUCAAAUAGGCUGGUAGACGACUUUACGUAUCCCCAAAUAUCCAUUUUUUUCUCAGACACAAGAAAACUUGUCCAUGUGGGUCUUUAUGCGUGGCUUCCUUUCAGCAAAGCAGACGUCAGCUGCCUCUAAAGCCGACACGAUUCGGAACUGAGUAGUAAUGCCAGUAAUUUAAAGAAUUUCAGCACUCUCAGAAGGAUGGUCUGCAGGUUACCAAGUGAGGAGAGCGAUAUAUGGCAGACUGGAAAAUGAAUAUUUUGCAGCGAGGUAGGAAAAUGAUGAGAUUGAUAAUUUUGGGAAGCUGCUAGGCACUUUAUCUUUAUCUACAGCUAGUAAGAGAUUGGUCAAGAGAUAGUGUAUGGUUUGCAGUGUGGACGGAAGCAAAAACUGCAAAAUUAUUCUAUAGUACAAGAUGGUUGUAGCGUGGAAAUCCAUACCCGCAGAGAUUAUUCACUCCUCAUAUGUGGGUUCGUUGAAGGCUAAACUUGGCACGCAUUCAAUAUCUAACUUUUCCGUAACACUCACUUGCCAUUAGUUUACUUUUUAAAUGUACAUACUAUUAUACUACUCGCGACUAUUAGGUACGCCUUAAAUUUGUAUUUUCACAUACUUCAGCCUGCUAACUACAGUAGGGGGGGGGGCUAACUCGUGAAAUGUCAACCGAAAUUCCGAAAUGCCUUUUCGUUUCGAAAAGACUAAUUAAGUAGGGUUGUAAGACCAAUCAUCCUGCAGCAUAAUUCUAUAAUAAUUCAAUUAUCUCCGGAUGCCGGCUUUCGAACGAACCUCUUUCCGGUCUCAUGCAAAAGCCGGACUGUGAAAAAUAACUACCUAAUCAGAAGAAGAAGCGAUCGCUGGAACAAUGGCUUUAUUCGCCUCUUGUAUCGGCAAUUUUUUUGGGCGCGACGCGCUCCGAUCGGCCCGACGAUGGGAAACUUUCGCCCUUCGAGAGGCCUCUACUUACGCGCAGAUCCGGUUUCUGCACAGGUGUCUCGAUAACAACGUGUUGCCGAAGUGUGUUUCAUACAAACCUCCGGUAAACACGGAGCUAGCGAGACGCGCAGUAUUAGGCGAAUAAAGUCAUUGUUCCAGCGAUCGCUUCUUCUUCUGAUCAACUAGUUCCUGGAACUCGCAUUUUCGCUUGUAUCGUCAAUAACUACUUAAUUAACAUGCGCUUUUCCCAAUGAUUUUCGAUGUCCUUAAAAAUGCAAUCAUAUUUCAUGGAAAGCAGGCAAAAAAUAUUCAUUCGCUUGGUAGAUAAUUACGUCCUCUUCCAAUUUUAUACUCGAAGGAAUUCGGCUUUAAAAUUUUCUAAUUGUGAGAUUCUUUAAGACCGUGAAAUGACCGUUCAUAAAACGUCAUGUCCCUGCAUUUAACAGUCGGGCUUGUAAAGUUAACAAAACGGCUCAAAUCCACUGCUAAAUUUUAUGAGCCCCAUAUUGCCUCCUCUUAACUGGUAGAUAAAUAUAUGAUUUUCCGUAUGCGGAAAAUAUGCGCCUUGUAGUUUGGAAGCCCUGAAUGAAAGUAAAAGGGCAGGUGUUCAAAAUUAUUCGGGAAUUGGAAAAGUAUUUGAAAACUGAAUUAUACUCUUCCUUCGAGCAUAAAAUUUGGGAAAAGACGUAAUUUUCUACCGAAUGAGCAAAAUAAUGAAUAUUUUUUUGCCUUACUUCCUUGAAAUACAAUUGAAUUCGUAGGGGUAUCUAAAAUCAAUGAAACGAAUGCAUACGACUUACGUAGUCAUUUUUUACAGAGUAUCGUUUUUGCAUGCAGCCGAAAAGAGGUUCGUUCAAAAGCCGGCGUCCUGUGGUAACUGAAUUAUUUUAGAUUUAUGUUGCGCGACGAUUAAUUUUAAGCUUUAUUUAAAUAAGCUUUUCGAAACGAAAACCCAUUUCGGAAUUUCGGUUGACAUUUAACAAGUUAGCCCUCCUACCGUUUUUGUCACAUUCAUAGAUGCAAACAGCCUCACUUUUAAAGGUUUUAUGUAUUCGUGUUGUUUUCAGUGUUUCUGUAACCAAUAGAAAUUUUAAAAGCGUUAGGCUAUCUUUCCCUCAAUAAAACUAAACUCAAAUUGUAAACAGAAAACGCCCGGCGCUAAGCGGGACAUUUUGCGUUUAACUUAUGUAGAACGAGAGAGAAAAUGAGAUCUGAAAAAAGAGCCCAAUAAAGUAAGGCCGUCUCCUGCAUCAAGUCAUUACAGAAAACAAGAGCCUCUGGGUGUUUUCGGAAAACCUCUAACUAAACUCUGUUCGCGAUAUUUGUUUCACGGAAAAAAAUACGGCCGGUAACAUGCGCCUGAGGAGCAAAUCCUAGUAGACUUAAAAGGACUCAGACAUAGAAACGUGAUUGGUGAAACAUCAAUAUCAAGCGACGGCGAACUCAGAACAUGGGUCGGAGCAAUUCGAUGCUGGUUGUUGUGCGUGUUUUGCGCAUUAAAGCAACAAUGCAUAGAACUUCGGGCGUACAAGUGAAAAUGACGACAGAAAUUGGGAAUGUACAUAACUCACCUACUAGAGCGUUUGAUUUUUCAAAAAACUCUAUAAAUAUGCAAAAAAUUAUAGUAUAAAGUCUCUGAACUUGGCAGGAAAAUGAAUGCGUUUAGUAGGCAAGGAGUUUUGUGGGCAAGGAGUGUCGUAAUGGAUUGGUUGGGUGAAUAAAUGAGUGUGGUGUUGGCAGGUUCGAGUCACGGACAGUGCAGCUGUCCCAGGGCCAUUCGCAGUGACCAACGGAGUGAAGCGGGACUGCGUCCUCGCGCCUACUCUCUUCAGCCUCAUGUUCACUGCCAUGCUGGUGGACGCCUGCCAUGACGAACGCCCUGGGAUCCGCGUAGCAUACAGGACGGACGGCCACCUCCUGAACCACCUGCUAAUGCACUUCCAGUCGCGUGAAUUCACAACCACCGUCCACGAACUUUUGUUCACCGAUGACUGCGCCCUCAAUGCAACUACUGAAGGCGAUAUGCAAAGGAGCAUGGAUCUCUUCUCUGCUGCCUGCGAUAACUUCGGCCUGAUCAUAAACACGGAGAAGACGAUGGUCCUACACCAACCGCCCCCCGACGCUGCCUACGCCGCACCCCAAAUUAGCGUGAAUGAGUCGCCGAAUUUCCAGGCCAGUCGUCAACCGUUUGGUUACGCAACCCUGAAGGGUGAUGGCCCAGGCUGA
Spirometra erinaceieuropaei is the source of this 9546-nucleotide messenger RNA. The record is from the annotation of a GenBank genome assembly. Lineage: Eukaryota; Metazoa; Platyhelminthes; Cestoda; Diphyllobothriidea; Diphyllobothriidae.